This is a messenger RNA of Mytilus californianus (California mussel), 2300 nucleotides long. Its product is annotated as serpin B6-like. NCBI's taxonomy places the organism in Eukaryota, Metazoa, Mollusca, Bivalvia, Mytilida, Mytilidae. The record is from RefSeq and is a predicted model, not a curated record. The coding region runs from base 194 to 1357 and encodes 387 amino acids. Gene Ontology annotation, molecular function: serine-type endopeptidase inhibitor activity. The transcript has 2 exons.
AUAGUAUACCCAGGUAUCACGAGACUUGCCCUGGACAACGAAAUGACGUAGAUAGUGUCACUGAAAGAGGAUAUUAAAGGUUUGAAUAAGUAAUAAAUGAAAAAGAUACAAUUUAGUUGUGCUGAAAGUGUUACUGUGUCUCUUCCUGCUGCUGAAUUUGUUCAAUUUGACCUCAAGUUCCUCAAAUUCAAAUAUGGCUGAUAGCAAUUUGAAUAAUAACACAUCUGCAGCAUUAUCCAAGUCCAAUUUACAGUUUACCUUUAAGUUGCACAAAGAGUUAACAAAGGGUAAUUCCAACAGUGUUUUCUUUUCACCAUUCAGUAUAUCAACUGCCCUUUCUAUGACCUUUCUUGGAGCACGAGAGAAAACUGCAGAACAGAUGGCAGAUGCACUGGGAAUAUCAGAUAUGAAAGAUGAGGUUCAUCAAUCAUACGAAAAUUAUUUGUCUAUCAUUUUGAAGGAAAAUGAAAAUUUUACUCUUUACACAGCUAACAGACUAUUUCCAAACCAUUUAUUCAAAGUUGAGACUGAUUAUAUAAAUAGUUGUAUAAAACACUACCAAGCUGACAUCCUUCCAUUGGAUUUUUCUCAGGGUGAGGUUUCUAGGAAAAUUAUCAAUGGCUGGGUCAGUCAGAGAACAAAUGACAAGAUUAAGGACUUGAUCCGUUCUGGAAUUCUUACACCAGAUGUUUUUAUGGUUCUUGUAAAUGCAAUAUAUUUCAAGGGUAAUUGGGCUAGCCAAUUUGAUGAGAAGCAAACUCAUAAAGAUCGCUUCCACAUAAACCUCUCAGAAGAAGUGGAAGUUGAUAUGAUGUAUCAGAAGAAGAAAUUUUAUUUCACAUACAAUCCACAUCACCUCUGCAGUGUGUUAGAAUUGCCAUAUAAAGGAGACAGCCUUAGUAUGCUAUUCAUCCUGCCAGACAGUACUGAUGGCUUGGCUGCCAUUGAAGAAGCCAUGAAUCCUGAUUUGUUCAAUGAACUUCAGAGUACUCUCAGAAAUAAUUCAGAUGUUCAAGUUUUUAUACCAAAAUUUAAGUUGGAAACCCAAUUUGAACUGUCAACAAUUUUGUCCAAAUUGGGAAUGCCAGAUGCCUUUAACCAAGCAAAGGCAGAUUUUUCUGGAAUGGAUAAAACAAAGAAUGUUUACAUUUCUAAAGUCAUACACAAGGCUUUUGUGGAAGUUAACGAGGAGGGAACGGAAGCAGCUGCAGCAACAGGAGUCGUCAUGAUGACGAAUGCUGUUGUCCGAAGGCUUAUUUUCAAGGCUGACAAACCAUUCUUAUUCUUUAUUAAGGACAAAAGAUCAAAUAUUGUUCUGUUUAGUGGUAGAUACACUGGUUCAGAAAAAAAGUCAUGAGAAUAAGAGAAGAUUGAUUUGAUUGUCAUGAAUAUUGGUGUCACUUAUAUAUAUAAUAUUAAUAAAUUUGAUUAGAUUAUUACAGUUGAUAUAAUAUUCAGAAAUGUUUUUUAUAACGUGCAUGCUGAGAUAAAGUAUUUAUUAUUGACAUUUUUAACCAAAAAAAUUGAAGUUAGAUUACCAAUAUCACCAACAAUUAAUAGGUUCCAACUGUACUAGUUGUUAAUUUGUUCCCGUCCCGAACAUACAUGAAAUAUUUGUCACUGGACGUUAAGCAAACAAAAAUCAAUCAAUCAUUAACUUGAUUUUGUCCUGUAUAUUCAAGUAAACAGCAAUCAAUUAUUUUAAUCCAGAUAUAAAUAGAUUGUCGGUCUUACUUCCAAAACUCUUAAACACACAUUGAUUUAAAUCAUUUAGAGUCAAGGAACGGUCUUCCCAUGUAUAGCUUUUUUUAUCUGUUUCCAUUCAUAUAAUUGACUGUUGAACAAGACAACAAUCAUAACAAGAUCUGUGCCAUGAUAUUCAUGAUUGAUGACUCUGUUCCAAAAACAAUGAAAUUUAUUGAUUAAUUUAAACAAUAAGUUACUUCCAAUAAACUCAGCAUAGAUACCAGGAUUAAAAUUAUAUACGUUAGACGACCGUUUCGACUAUAUAAAAUACUCAGCAGUGACGUUCGAAUCAAAAAAGUUUUUAAGACCAAAUAAAAUAUGAAGUUGAAGAGCAUUGAGAACCCAAAUUUCCGAAAGGUCUUUUUGCAUUUAUUCAAGUCAACCAAGAUAUUUAUACUUGUUGUAUUUGAGUCAGAAAAGGGCGAGUUGCUAGUUGACUGUGUUACUAUUUUAUGAUCGGUUCAUUAAAUUCUAUCAAUUGUUACUACAUGGUCUGUGGUUUAACCAUUAAUGUUCAGUAACUUGAUAUUUCAAUAAAAAUUACAAGAGGUAAA